CGAUCGAAUUGCCCGAUCAGGACAGAUUUUGCGGAAAAUUGCACCAGAGGUCCCUAAACUUUUCCAAAUUAUUCAAACACCUGUUUGUCUCCCUCUGGAAAAGAACCUUCCUUUACUUCCCCGUCCCUCUCAAGUCUCGCGAUCCUCUCCGGCUUCGAGUUCUCGCCGACGAGGACACGCCCCCACCACCGCGGAAAUCGUCGGCGCUGCCGGCGGCGGCGGCGAAAAUCGCCCCUCCGCCGCCCCCCACGAAGACCCACUUGAACGACCGGUGAUCGAGACGUCUCCCCUCUGGGUUUUUUGCCCUCUUACCGAGAGUCUCCAGAUUCACAAGCGGCGGCGACGGGACGGGCGCCGGAGGACACGCGAUCAGCCGCUCGCAGAAUUUUCUUUUUCGACAAUGUAUGGGUUAAGCCGAAGGCUUUCGGUGCUUGGAAGAGGGUUCCACACGGUGCCGGCUGAUGGCCCAUCCGACACCUUGAGGAGGAAGAUUGCUGAGCUGGAGAAGACGAAGAAGAGGAGGAAUCCUAGGAAGAAUCAAGUAUUUGUUGAGGUUCCGGAGCCAAAAACAUUUCUUGAUACGGCAACUUGGCCGAUGAUCCUUGCCAGUGUUGGAAUUGCACUCUUUGCGAAGCUGCUCAUGAUGUAUGAUGAUUCGAGAUCCCAGGAAAUAAUUGAGAGGAAAAUAAACCAUGCUCCUGCUGGUCAAGGCUCAGUUAGGAUGCUCUCUCGUGAAGAGUGGGAUGAAAUACGAGAAGUGAGGCCCAGGACUCCAUUUGAAUCCAAGCUUGCUCGACCAAAUGCUAGAAUAAGAACUGGAGAACCCUUGCGCAUGGAGGACUUGAAGGACUGGACAAUUGAUGUCAUUGCUGAUGCACUUGCCCGAGUCGAAGAAAGCGUUCACAACCCCAAGUGAGUCGUGACUUAGAUUUAGUGCGUUCUAAGCAUCCCCUUUCAUUCAUAUAUUGUUUCUCGCGGAAGUGGAUCAACACCAUGUCCUAUGCUUAAUACUAUCGAAAUCUGGGGGUUCUCGGCACUGGAAAAACGGGACUGGACUGGAGCACUGAACAGCACCAAAGGUUGCUGGGUACUAAAGGGUGACUGAAAAACCAGCCUGGAUUUUUGUUUCACUUGGGUCACUUGUCAAUCCAUAAAGUUCAUGCAUAAGCUGAAUAAAGCACAUGGGGCAUCGCCCCGCGUUGCUGGGAGGCUGUUCUUCGUCUCGAGCAUGGUUCCGGGCGAUGUUGCUUUUAUGUAUGCAGUCUCGGAAGUCUUAGAGAAUUCGAAUUUACGUCAUGCAUAUUCUAGUUCUUGCUCUUCUAUUAGUUCGUCCAUAGUGGCUGAGAGGAAAAUGUCCAAAGUUGCAAGUGGUUCUCUGAGCAUCUCUUGCUAGCUUUCAUGGAUCAUCCAGUGAUUGGAAAAGCUUCAUUCCAACUGUAAUUUCAUGUAGUUUGCUUUGGAGUAAUCACUCACAGGAAGUUAGUCCAAAGUUAACUACGUGAUUACUCGGGUUUGUUAGGGAUUGACUUUAGACAGUUGUUAAACUUGGGUUUGGUAGGGAAUGACUUCAGACAGUCGUUAAACGCGCUUUUCGAGGGAAUAUUCAACUCCCAAAACGAUGGAUUUGUGCCUGUCAUGACGGAACAUUGAAAAUCGUGGUCGAAUGACGUCUUUACUUGA
Molecule: messenger RNA, 1680 nt
Organism: Eucalyptus grandis
Lineage: Eukaryota; Viridiplantae; Streptophyta; Magnoliopsida; Myrtales; Myrtaceae
Exons: 4
Coding region: 401-916 (171 amino acids)
Source: RefSeq, a predicted model, not a curated record